AGCAAUUCCCUGGACUUGUUAAUCUCCAGCUCCUUGUUCAUCUUUUUUAUUCGAAGAAUUGGAGUUGUGAUUCAUCGCGUUUGAGGACUGUGCGAUCCUGCCUGGUUGAAUUUACUGCAGCUUUUCGCACCGUUCACUUGCAUUCAUUUCUAGACGAGGAGACACAAGAUCUUGGUCUAUUUUGUAGACGGAAUGGCUAACACAGCGUGUUUUAUAAUAGUGGGUCGGAAUGAUAUUCCCAUCUAUGAAGCUGAAGUUGGUUCUGCUGCCAAAAGAGAAGAUGCUGCUCAGUUGCACCAGUUUAUACUACACGCUGCAUUAGAUGUUGUCCAAGACCUUGCUUGGACUACAAGUGCCAUGUUCUUGAAGUCAGUUGACAGGUUUAACGAUCUGGUUGUGUCUGUCUAUGUUACCGCUGGCCAUACACGACUCAUGCUCCUUCAUGAUUCACGCAAUGAAGACGGCAUCAAGAGCUUCUUCCAGGAGGUUCAUGAGCUUUAUAUUAAGAUUCUUCUGAAUCCAUUGUAUCUGCCCGGUUCUCGGAUUUCAUCGUCUCAUUUUGACACCAAGGUGCGUGCACUUGCAAGAAAGUAUCUGUAGAGAAGACCGAGAUCCUACUGACUUGCCUUGUUUGGUGAAAUGUCCAAAGCCCAAAGUUGCAGUCAAUUGUUUGUUAUUUGUGUUUAUGUUCAAUGGCUAGAGUUCUCUUCUUCAUAACGUCCAAGCAAUGUUUUGAAAUUUUUAGUAAGAGAAAUAAUCCAUUCAAUCUAAACCCACAGUUUUCAUUUUUGGUUGGUUGUUA
Molecule: messenger RNA, 802 nt
Organism: Raphanus sativus (radish)
Lineage: Eukaryota; Viridiplantae; Streptophyta; Magnoliopsida; Brassicales; Brassicaceae
Exons: 6
Coding region: 193-600 (135 amino acids)
Biological process (GO): endoplasmic reticulum to Golgi vesicle-mediated transport
Cellular component (GO): cytoplasm; nucleus; TRAPP complex
Source: RefSeq, a predicted model, not a curated record